AUGCAAAAAUAUCCCCCUCAAUGCUUUAAAUCACCUCUCCAUGUCAAUCUAUAUACAUUCACUACUGAAACCUCACAUCAUCAGUCACUUCCAUAAAUUUCCCUCGAACGCAGGUUACAACCAGGGCACACAAAGUGUAUCCCUAUAACCAGGUUGUAGCACUCACGACACACCCCACAUUCUCACACCUAGCCAACGACAAGCAACCUCAACACCUGCCCGCCCAGAGACCACCGCACGGCGAAGGAAAAAAAACAGCUUAUCGAGAAAACACUACCAUGGCCACGACAAACUACCGCCUAAUCGACGUGGAUGCACUAGACCCCGAAUCCGCCUUUCCGGCGGAGCUAUUGACACCCCCGUGCGAUCCGAUCCCAACACCCCAGAUUCAAUCGCUUGCCACUCAUUGCCGUCAGCUCCUGCAACGUGGAGACCAAGAGACGGCGUUGGUGACAGCACUGGAGAAUGUGCCGUAUGGGGGUGAUGAGCAGGGGAAGGUAUUUGGUACUCUUAAACUGUGGGGUGCGGUGACGAGACUGGGGAUAGGGAUAAGGAGCUAAUGUGGUCUGGGGCUGGUGGAUAGGAGCUUCACUUGGGGACCGUCCUAGAGAUUUUGUCCUCAAUUAAGGCGGUAGAGAUGUCGCCGCUGCUCGGGAGACUUUAUGCUUCACCUAGUGGGACAGAAUUGUUGGAUGUCCUUACUAAGUAAGUGUCCAUAUGCCCCAGCAGCCAGCGAAAGAGCAUAAGAACUAAUGGUGGCUACAACAAGAUAUCUUUACAAAGGAAUGGCCCGUCAUAACAACUCCACCUCUAGCUCUUCUACCCCCGGAGUAUCGUCCCAUGCUACGGGUGUUUCAUCAGUUAGUGGAGCGAGGGAGUACGGCGUUGCACCAGGCAGGGGUGAUGGUGGUGGUAUGAGUGUGCUACUCAGUUGGCACGAGAAGGUAUUAUCAACGUCGCUACUAGUUUUUAGGAUGAGAGGAAACUGGCUGACUGUGUGAAUUGGGUUAGGUUGUUGAGAUUGCGGGAACAGGAGCAAUCGUGAGAGUCAUGACCGACCGGAGAACUGUCUAACAAAGUGUGCACUGUCAUAGUACCAUAUUGACCCCGCCCCCGAAAAAAACCCCCCUUGUUCACGCUCGGUCUCCGUUAUCGAAAAGAAUAGAUAUCUAUUUUGCA
This is a messenger RNA of Tuber aestivum (summer truffle), 1179 nucleotides long. The record is from the annotation of a GenBank genome assembly. NCBI's taxonomy places the organism in Eukaryota, Fungi, Ascomycota, Pezizomycetes, Pezizales, Tuberaceae.